Rangifer tarandus platyrhynchus (Svalbard reindeer) is the source of this 3744-nucleotide messenger RNA. The record is from the annotation of a GenBank genome assembly. NCBI's taxonomy places the organism in Eukaryota, Metazoa, Chordata, Mammalia, Artiodactyla, Cervidae.
AUGAUUCGGGCUCCACCCUUUCCCCAAGCCCGGCGCGUGGUGAUUGGUUGCAUCGCUGAUAAUGAGUGUGUAUAUGGCAGCUACCCUGAAAUUCCUUUGGAAGAAAUGCCAGAUGCAGAUGGAGUAGCCGGUGCUCUAUCCCUCAGUAUUCAAGAGCCAUGCUCUCCAGCCACAUCCAGUGAAGCAUUCACGCCGAAGGAGGGCUCUCCUUACAAAGCCCCCAUCUACAUCCCUGAUGAUAUCCCCAUUCCUGCUGAGUUUGAACUUCGAGAGUCAAAUAUGCCUGGAGCAGGCCUUGGAAUAUGGACCAAAAGGAAAAUUGAAGCAGGUGAAAAGUUUGGGCCUUAUGUGGGAGAGCAGAGGUCAAACCUGAAAGACCCUAGUUACGGAUGGGAGAUCUUAGAUGAGUUUUGCAAUGUGAAGUUCUGCAUAGAUGCCAGUCAACCAGAUGUAGGAAGCUGGCUCAAGUACAUCAGGUUCGCUGGCUGUUAUGAUCAGCACAACCUCGUUGCAUGCCAGAUAAAUGAUCAGAUAUUUUAUAGAGUAGUCGCAGACAUCGCACCAGGAGAGGAGCUCCUGUUGUUCAUGAAGAGUGAAGACUAUUCCCAUGAAACCAUGGCGCCGGAUAUCCAUGAAGAACGGCAAUACCGCUGUGAAGACUGUGACCAGCUCUUUGAGUCCAAGGCUGAGCUAGCAGAUCACCAGAAGUUCCCAUGCAGCACUCCCCAUUCGGCUUUCUCAAUGGUGGAAGAGGACUUCCAACAAAAGCUUGAGAGUGAAAAUGAUCUCCGAGAGAUACAUGCGAUUCAGGAGUGUAAGGAAUGUGACCAAGUGUUUCCCGACUUGCAAAGCUUGGAGAAACACAUGUUGUCACAUACUGAAGAGAGGGAAUACAAGUGCGAUCAGUGUCCCAAGGCAUUUAACUGGAAGUCCAAUUUAAUUCGCCACCAGAUGUCACAUGACAAUGGAAAGCACUAUGAAUGUGAGAACUGUGCCAAGCAGGUUUUCACGGACCCUAGCAACCUUCAGCGGCACAUCCGCUCUCAGCACGUUGGUGCCCGGGCCCACGCGUGCCCCGAGUGUGGCAAAACGUUUGCCACUUCGUCGGGCCUCAAACAACACAAGCACAUCCACAGCAGUGUGAAGCCCUUUAUCUGUGAGGUCUGCCAUAAAUCCUAUACUCAGUUUUCAAACCUUUGUCGUCAUAAGCGCAUGCAUGCUGAUUGCAGAACCCAAAUCAAGUGCAAAGACUGUGGACAAAUGUUCAGCACUACGUCUUCCUUAAAUAAACACAGGAGGUUUUGUGAGGGCAAGAACCAUUUUGCGGCAGGUGGAUUUUUUGGCCAAGGCAUUUCACUUCCUGGAACCCCAGCUAUGGAUAAAACGUCCAUGGUUAAUAUGAGUCAUGCCAACCCGGGCCUUGCUGACUAUUUUGGCGCCAAUAGGCAUCCUGCUGGUCUUACCUUUCCAACAGCUCCUGGAUUUUCUUUUAGCUUCCCUGGUCUAUUUCCUUCCGGCUUGUACCACAGGCCUCCUUUGAUACCUGCUAGCUCUCCUGUUAAAGGACUGCCAAGUACUGAACAGACAAACAAAAGUCAAAGUCCCCUCAUGACACAUCCUCAGAUACUGCCAGCUACACAGGAUAUUUUGAAGGCACUAUCUAAACACCCACCUGUAGGGGACAAUAAGCCAGUGGAGCUCCAGCCCGAGAGGUCCUCUGAAGAGAGGCCCCUUGAGAAAAUCAGUGACCAGUCAGAGAGUAGUGACCUUGAUGAUGUCAGUACACCAAGUGGCAGUGACCUGGAAACAACCUCGGGCUCUGAUCUGGAAAGUGACAUUGAAAGUGAUAAAGAGAAAUUUAAAGAAAAUGGUAAAAUGUUCAAAGACAAAGUAAGCCCUCUUCAGAAUCUGGCUUCAAUACAUAAUAAGAAAGAAUACAGCAAUCAUUCCAUUUUCUCACCAUCUUUAGAGGAGCAGACUGCGGUGUCAGGAGCUGUGAAUGAUUCUAUAAAGGCUAUUGCUUCUAUUGCUGAAAAAUACUUUGGUUCAACAGGACUGGUGGGGCUGCAAGACAAAAAAGUUGGAGCUUUACCUUACCCUUCCAUGUUUCCCCUCCCAUUUUUUCCAGCAUUCUCUCAAUCAAUGUACCCAUUUCCUGAUAGAGACUUGAGAUCGUUACCUUUGAAAAUGGAGCCCCAAUCACCAAGUGAAGUAAAGAAACUGCAGAAGGGAAGCUCUGAGUCUCCCUUUGAUCUCACCACUAAACGCAAGGACGAGAAGCCCUUAACCCCAGUACCUGCCAAGCCUCCAGCGACCCCGGCUGCAAGCCAAGACCAGCCCCUGGAUCUAAGUAUGGGCAGCAGGAGUAGAGCCAGUGGGACCAAGCUGACUGAGCCUCGUAAAAACCACGUGUUUGGGGAGAAGAAAGGAGGCAACAUUGAACCAAGACCAGCAUCCGAUGGUUCCUUACAGCAUGCUAGACCCACUCCUUUCUUUAUGGACCCUAUUUACAGAGUAGAGAAAAGAAAACUAACUGACCCACUUGAAGCUUUAAAAGAGAAAUACUUGAGGCCUUCUCCAGGAUUCUUAUUUCACCCACAAUUCCAACUGCCUGAUCAGAGAACUUGGAUGUCGGCUAUUGAAAACAUGGCGGAGAAGUUGGAGAGCUUCAGUGCCCUGAAACCAGAGGCCAGUGACCUUCUACAGUCGGUUCCCUCCAUGUUCAACUUCAGAGCUCCUCCCAACGCCCUGCCAGAGAACCUUUUGCGGAAAGGAAAGGAACGCUAUACCUGCAGAUACUGUGGUAAGAUUUUUCCAAGAUCUGCGAACCUAACACGGCACUUGAGAACCCACACAGGAGAGCAGCCUUAUAGAUGCAAGUACUGUGACAGGUCCUUCAGCAUAUCUUCUAACCUGCAGCGGCAUGUUCGCAACAUCCACAAUAAAGAGAAGCCCUUUAAGUGUCACUUAUGUGAUAGGUGUUUUGGUCAACAAACCAACUUAGACAGACACCUCAAGAAGCACGAGAAUGGGAACAUGUCUGGUACGGCAACAUCAUCGCCUCAUUCUGAACUGGAAAGUACAGGUGCAAUCCUCGAUGACAAGGAAGAUGCUUACUUCACAGAAAUUCGAAAUUUCAUCGGGAAUAGCAACCACGGCAGCCAGUCCCCCAGGAACACGGAAGAGAGAAUGAAUGGCAGUCACUUUAAAGAUGAAAAGGCUUUGGUGACCAAUCAAAAUUCAGACUUACUGGAUGAUGAAGAAGUAGAAGAUGAGGUGUUGUUAGAUGAGGAGGAUGAAGACAAUGAUAUUACUGGGAAAAUGGGAAAGGAACCGGGGACGAGUAAUUUACAUGAAGGAAACCCCGAGGAUGACUAUGAAGACGCCAGCACCCUGGAAAUGAGCUGUAAAGCAUCCCCAGUGAGGUAUAAAGAGGAAGAAUAUAAAACUGGACUUUCUGCUCUAGAUCAUAUAAGGCACUUCACAGAUAGCCUCAAAAUGAGGAAAAUGGAAGAUAAUCAAUAUACAGAAGCUGAGGUGUCUUCUUUCAGUGCUUCCCAUGUGCCAGAGGAGCUUAAACAACCGUUACACAGAAAGUCCAAGUCACAGGCAUACGCUAUGAUGUUGUCAUUGUCCGACAAGGAGUCCCUGCAUUCUUCAUCCCACAGUUCUUCCAACGUGUGGCAUAGUAUGGCCAGGGCUGCAGCGGAGUCCAGUGCCAUCCAGUCCAUGAGCCACGUAUGA